Menidia menidia (Atlantic silverside) is the source of this 882-nucleotide messenger RNA. NCBI's taxonomy places the organism in Eukaryota, Metazoa, Chordata, Actinopteri, Atheriniformes, Atherinopsidae. The record is from the annotation of a GenBank genome assembly.
CUGCUGCGCGCGGCCCCGCGUCUCAUUCCGCCCCAACGCUCAGAGCGGCUCCAGCCCAGACACCGACUCCCCGGCGGAACAGUGACCGGCGGCGGAGGCCCGAGGCCGGCAGCACCCCGCGCGCAGCCCCGGGGCCACGGAGCGGAGCUCCAGCACAUCCACGGAGGCCGCAUGGCGUCGGGAUUUGCCCCACCAGGACGAUAUUUAGGAGCUCGGAGGGGAAGUAUUGGACUCCUGCCGCCUAACUUGUCAGAGCUGAGGGCUGUUCUGCUGGGGGACAGCUGGACUGAAAACUGUUCGGUAGCAAACUUGCUCCUGGGAGAGGCUGCAUUCAACUCUGAGGAAGAGCCAAAGAGCUGCGUGAGGGUCCAUGGACUGAUUAAGGGGACGAAAGCCCUUCUUGUCAACACCCCAAACAUCUUCUGUGCAGCCAUCUCUGAACACAAACUGACCGAACUGGUGGAGGGCUGUGUGAGGCUCUCUGCUCCUGGACCUCAUUUGUUCCUGCUGGUUGUGCAGCCUGAAAGCUUCACGGAGGAGCGGAAACACAGGCUCUGCAGAGCUCUGCAACUCUUCAGCGAUGCCUCCUUCCAUCAUUCGCUGGUUCUGACAUCGGCACCCAAAAAGGGGAGCAGCCUGUAUCAUUAUUCCAUUCCCUCAUCAUGGUCAUCUUUGCAGGAAGUGAUCAGAAGAUGCAACCGCACGUCGUUGAAGCUGAGAGGCCUCCAACUGCCUGCACUGGUAGAAAACAUGAAACUGAUUCUUAAACAAAAUGAUGGAAGACAUGUUGUCUCUGGCCACCUGAGGAUGGAAGCCAGGAGAGAAGCUCCGGUUGCUCUGGGUGCCGGUCCAGCUGCUGGUGAGUCCUACAGAGCCAAUUAG